AUGUCUGAUUCAAAUUCAACGUCUACCGGUUCAGAAAAGAACAGGUACGUUGUUACUUCUAAUGAGAUUCAGAAAGCUGCUCCAAUUACCUCUCUUCGAACUAUUACCUCGAGAAAUGUUGGUGAGGUUAACUAUAUUAAUGCUAAGACUGCCCAUGAUGACACAGAGUUGUUGGCUGAAAUUGGUUACAAGCAGGAAUUGCAAAGACAUUUUUCCAAGAUCCAAGUGUUUGGUGUUUCCUUCUCUAUCAUGGGUCUUUUGCCCUCGAUUGCCUCGAUUCUUGUUACUGCCUUGCCAGGUGGGAUGGUGAGUUUGGUGUGGGGUUGGUUUAUUGCCGGUUUCUUUGUGCUAACGAAUGGUUUAGCCAUGUCUGAACUUGCCUCUGCUAUCCCAACCUCGGGUGGUCUUUAUUAUUACACAUACCAUUACGCUCCACCAAAGGCAAAGCGUUUGCUAUCUUUCGUUGUCGGUAACUCAAACUCAUUGGCGUUGAUCGCUGGUUUGUGUUCUGUUAAUUAUGGGCUUGCAGGCGAGAUCUUGUCCAUUGUUGUUAUCGCAAAGGACGGUAAUUUCGAAAUUACCAACGCUAAGACCUACGGUGUAUAUGCCGGGUGCACAAUUGCUGUAGGUAUUGUCACAUCAGUUGCAACUGUUGCAGUUUCCAGAUUGCAGACAUUCUCCAUUGUAUCCAACUUGAUUUUGAUCGCGAUAUUCUUCGUUGCACUACCAGUCGGUGUCGCUAAGUCUGACCACAUGGAUUUCAACAGCGCUAGCUAUAUUUUCGGUAACUGGGAAAACCUCUCAGACUGGACUGAUGGAUGGCAAUUCAUGUUGACCGGUUUCACUCCCGUCAUUUGGGUCAUUGGUGCUUUCGAUUCCUGCAUUCACAUGUCUGAAGAAGCUAAAAACGCAACUGCUUCUGUCCCAUUCGGUAUCAUUGGUUCCAUUACCGUGUGCUGGAUUCUAGGCUUCUUAAUCUGUAUUGUCCUUGCAGCUUGUUCUUCCAAGGACAUUGCUGGUAUUCUAGGAGGUAAGUUUGGUCAACCAUUUGCCCAGAUCAUAUUCGAUGCCAUGGGCAAAAACUGGGCCAUCGCACUUAUGGUUCUUAUUGCCUUCUGUCAAUUUUUGAUGGCAUCUUCUAUCUUGACAGCUAUCUCUAGACAAAUCUGGGCUUUCGCUCGUGAUGACGGUUUGCCAUUCUCACGUAUCAUCAAGGUGGUCAAUGUGAAAUUGUCUUCUCCAAUUAGAGCUACUUGGUUUGGUGCUAUCUGUGCCUUGGCCAUCGGCUGUCUAUGUUUGAUUGGUACCCAAGCUUCAUCCGCAUUGUUCUCACUUUAUAUUUCCGCCAACUACUUCUCGUGGAUGGUUCCAAACCUACUAAGGAUGACCUUCGGUCAGGAAAUUUUCACACCGGGUGCUUUCUACAUGGGGAAGACAUGGUCCCCCAUCAUCAACUGGACCUCCAUCGCCUUCGAAUUAUUCAUCAUCAUUCUAAUGCAAUUCCCUUCCAUGCAACAUCACAUUACUCCAAAGACGAUGAAUUACACUGUCGUUUUCACUGGUACCGUAUGGAUAGGUUCUGUGCUCUACUUCAAAUUCUAUAAGAAGAGGAUCUUCGUGGGUCCAAAGUCCAACUUGACCGAUGCAGAAUACGAGGAAAAUGUCGGACAAGACGUCCUUGACGCUAUUCUCUCGAAACAACAAGAACAGGAAUAA
Molecule: messenger RNA, 1716 nt
Organism: Kluyveromyces marxianus DMKU3-1042
Lineage: Eukaryota; Fungi; Ascomycota; Saccharomycetes; Saccharomycetales; Saccharomycetaceae
Gene: UGA4
Product: GABA-specific permease
Exons: 1
Coding region: 1-1716 (571 amino acids)
Biological process (GO): transmembrane transport
Cellular component (GO): membrane
Molecular function (GO): transmembrane transporter activity
Source: RefSeq, a predicted model, not a curated record